Molecule: messenger RNA, 1829 nt
Organism: Lycium ferocissimum
Lineage: Eukaryota; Viridiplantae; Streptophyta; Magnoliopsida; Solanales; Solanaceae
Product: MLO-like protein 6
Exons: 14
Coding region: 334-1650 (438 amino acids)
Biological process (GO): defense response
Cellular component (GO): membrane
Source: RefSeq, a predicted model, not a curated record
AAAAUGUCAUUUAAUUUGAUUGAACCAUUAUUGUUCCCUCAUACUCAUUCCUAGUAUUAUUCUCUUCUUUGCACUUUUCUCUUAUGUCACCGCCAUUAAUUCCUAGCAAUUGAACCACAUAAUACUCUAAUUUUUUAACUCUUGCUCUCUUAGGUCACUGCAAUUAAUUCAAAGCAUUUAUUCUCUUGGAUUAUUUCACCAAAGAUAGCUCAUUUUUUGUUGUUUUUUUUUUUUUUUUAAUUUUAUUAUUAUUUCACCCUUAUAACUACUUUCUAAAGGUAUAUAUAUAAUAUAUAUUGAGGAAGAAGUUUGAGUGGUUCUCUAGAGAAUUAGAUGGCUGGUGGUGGGGGUGGUGGAAGAUCGUUGGAGGAAACGCCGACAUGGGCGGUUGCCGUAGUUUGUUUUGUAUUGGUUGCAAUUUCAAUUGUGAUUGAGCAUAUUAUCCACCUCAUUGGAAAGUGGUUGAAGUCUAAAAAUAAAAGUGCCUUGUAUGAAUCACUUGAAAAGAUCAAAGCAGAGCUUAUGCUGCUGGGAUUCAUAUCAUUGUUGCUAACAGUAGGACAAAGUCCAAUUUCCAACAUAUGUGUAUCAGAAAAAAUUGGAAAUUCAUGGCAUCCAUGUAGUAAGCAAAAAGAAGAAGAUGCAAUUAAAGGUGAAGAAAUUCCAGAUGACUCAUCGGAGCAACACCGCCGGAGACUUCUUAUGGAAGCUGCCGGUGGCAGCGUUCGGCGAAUGUUGGCUGCUGGUGGGGAGGACAAAUGUGCAGCCAAGGGAAAAGUACCAUUUGUGUCUGCUGAUGGCAUUCAUCAAUUACACAUUUUCAUAUUUGUGCUGGCUGUUUUUCACGUUCUCUACUGUAUAUCCACUUUGGCUUUGGGAAGAGCUAAGAUGAGAAGUUGGAAGUCAUGGGAAAAUGAAACCAAAACAGCUGAAUACCAAUUUGCUCACGAUCCUGAGAGGUUUCGGUUUACCAGAGAAACAUCAUUUGGUAGAAGGCACUUGAGCUUCUGGACCAAAAAUCCUGUCCUACUUUGGAUUGUUUGUUUCUUCAGGCAAUUCGUAAGAUCUGUCCCAAAAGUUGAUUACUUAACACUAAGGCAUGGAUUUAUCGCGGCGCAUUUGGCACCUCAAAGCCACCAAAAAUUCGAUUUCAGGAAUUACAUCAAACGAUCACUCGAAGAAGAUUUCAAAGUGGUCGUAGGAAUCAGCCCCCCAAUAUGGUUCCUCGCUGUGUUGUUCUUACUCUUCAAUACUCAUGGCUGGUAUUCCUAUCUCUGGCUACCAUUCAUCCCCUUGAUUGUGAUAUUGUUAGUAGGGACAAAGCUACAAGUGAUAAUAACAAAGAUGGGGCUAAGGAUUUCAGAAAGAGGAGAAGUAGUGAAGGGUGUACCUGUGGUUCAGCUAGGGGAUCACCUUUUUUGGUUCAACCGUCCUCGUCUCAUUCUUUUUCUCAUUAACUUUGUCCUCUUUCAGAAUGCUUUCCAAUUGGCCUUCUUUGCUUGGACUUGGUAUGAAUUCGGGUUGAAGUCUUGUUACCACGACCAUACUGAGGAUAUCGUCAUCAGAAUAACUAUGGGGGUUCUCAUUCAGAUUCUAUGCAGUUAUGUUACCCUUCCUCUUUAUGCCCUUGUAACACAGGUAAUUAACUGAUUACAAUUUCAGAAUUAUCAAUGGAGAUAUUGAAUAUGCAAAUUAUGCCAGUACUGCUUAAACAAUUAACUGUUGAAAUAUUAUCCAAAGAAGAUAUUAAGCAUAUCAUUAACUUGUAUAUAUACGCUGGGAGAAAGAAGUUUCACAUUAUUAAUGCAUUUUAAUAUGUUGUAGCAGGU